Macrosiphum euphorbiae (potato aphid) is the source of this 675-nucleotide messenger RNA. NCBI's taxonomy places the organism in Eukaryota, Metazoa, Arthropoda, Insecta, Hemiptera, Aphididae. The record is from the annotation of a GenBank genome assembly.
AUGUUGGACACACGUCCAAAUCAUACCAUCUAUAUAAACAACUUAAACGAAAAAAUAAAAAAAGAUGACUUGAAGAAAUCUUUGUACGCUAUAUUUUCACAAUUUGGACAAAUACUCGAUAUUGUGGCAAUGAAAGGUAUUAAAAUGAAUGGACAAGCGUUUGUUAUAUUUAAAGAUAUAACCAGUUCUACAAAUGCUUUACGUGCAAUGCAAGGAUUUCCGUUUUAUGACAAGCCUAUGCGUAUACAAUUUGCUAAAUCAGAAUCAGAUAUAAUUGCCAAAAUGAAAGGUACUUUUGUUGAACGCCAGAAAAAACCCAAGAAGCCAAAGGAUGAUGAAGAAGCAAAAAAGAGACGCAAAGCAGCCAAAGAACAGGCCCGUGCUUUGGCACAACAAAACAACCCAGGAGGUGUAUCUGGUGGUAAUGUACCCGAACAACCGCCUAACCAGAUUCUUUUCUUGACCAACCUUCCAGACGAAACGACUGAGAUGAUGUUAUCUAUGCUGUUUAACCAAUUCCCUGGAUUCAAAGAAGUGCGACUUGUACCAAACAGACACGAUAUUGCUUUUGUUGAAUUCGAAAAUGAACACCAAUCAAAUACCGCCAAGCUAUCAUUAAAUGGUUUCAAGAUCACACCUACUCAUGCAAUGAAAAUUACAUUCGCUAAAAAGUAA